GGUGUUUGAGCACGUCAAUCGCCUCUCCGUCACAGGGUUUUGCAGUGACUUGCAGAUCGGCAGGCUUGCUUGCUGUCAGUUCAUUCAAAUAGGGUUUAAAUACAGGAGUUUUAUUAGAUAGACAAUUGAAAUGAAGUUGUCCGCGGCGACCUUCUAUGCCUUGCUGGCCGGCUUGUUUGCAAUAGCGAUUCGCGACGUGCUUUUUGGAUACGAGGAGAACGGCUGUAGCAUGACCUACAUGUUCGAGUAUCCCGAAUACCAGAGAAUCAGACUUCCGAAGAGGCUGCAGCGACAGUACCCGAGCUACGGGCUCUACCUCUAUGGAGAAGGGAGCUAUGCUGAGGAGAACAAGAAGCUGAAGCUGACUGGGAUCCCUGUCCUCUUUCUGCCUGGGAACGCUGGCAGCUACAAGCAGGCCCGGUCCCUCGGUUCUGUAGCCCUCCGGAAAGCAGAGAACAUCGACAACCGCUUCCACCUGAAUGUCUUUACGGUGGACUUCAACGAGGAGCUGGUGGCCUUGUACGGGGGCAGCCUGCAGAGACAGACCAAGUUCGUCCAUGAGUGCAUCAGAGCCAUCCUCAAACUGUACAAGGAUCAGCCUGCGCCCCCUAGCAGCGUGGCGGUGGUAGGACACUCCAUGGGCGGGAUCGUGGCGCGGGCCCUCUUCACGCUGCCCAAAUUCGGCCAUAGACUCAUCAGCCUCAUUAUCACCCAGGCCACACCUCACCAGGGACCCGUCUUGCCCCUGGACAGCAACCUCCUUGAUUUCUACGCGAUGGUGAACCAGCGCUGGUCUGAGCACGCUCAGGAGCUGCGUAAUGUGACGGUGCUGUCGGUGGGAGGGGGGUUCCGUGACUAUCAGGUGCGCUCCGGACUCACCGCCCUGCCCUGCCCCUCGGACGACCCCAACAAGCUCUCCCUCGUGAGUACAGCUGUGCCAAGGACCUGGGUCUCCACUGAUCACCUCUCUAUUGUUUGGUGUAAGGAGCUGGUGCUGGCUACUGUCCGAACCUUCUUCGACCUCGUGGACCCUGACACCAAGCAGAUAGCAGAGGACCCAGAGAAGAGAAUGGCUGUGAUCCGGCAUCAUUUUGUCAGGCACCCUGUGAAAAUCUACGAUGACACAGAGGACGAUGUCAUCACAUUCUCAGUGCCAUCAGAGGUAUGGACUAAGGUCUUGGCUCCCAGGCUGUCUUACACAAGCCCUACGGAACCCAGAACAAAAUAUUGUAUGUUUCCUCUUUCAAGUCACAGAAAAUCCUACAGCCAUUUCCACUGUCGGAGCAACGAUCUGAAGAUGAGCAGCUGGCUGUUCGGCUGCACACAGAGUAACGGGCUGGCAUGCUUGCAGGCGGUCGAUCUGUCUUGGGGGACUGAGUUACUCCCAGCCUUUAAGGUUCUGACUCUGAAACUGGACGAUUAUCCUUCCUUCUCCCACAUUGUUGUCAGCGCCUCAAACACGAAUGCCAAGCAGUUCAGUGUAGACUGUGAGUUUUUCAAUGAAGACUCUCGGAUCAUCUCCACUCCCGUGACUCACGUCCUGUCUUUCGGUGUGACUGUGAGUGAGGUGGUGCUGCACCCAACAGGCCUCAUCCACAAUAUUCAGCUACAGGACUUUCACCAGAUGCAUCAGGCUUUUACAAUCCGAAUUGAGAGCCGCUGCCAGACACCGCAAGAAGGAAAGCACAGCGUUUACAGACUCAGAGUGCCGUGGUUUCGUGAGGAUUCAUUCACAACAGCAAGUGGUUCAUCUGUGACUCAGAUCUCUGCCAGGCUGCAUUCCCCCCGGCCAGACAACACCUCCACUACCAGCCUGCAGCUCCACACCUGCCCUGGCUGCCGGUACACGGUUACCAUACGGACAUCUGUUUUUCAAGUGCUUGGACAGAUACUUCGGUUCCACUGCUCCUGCCUGCCUGUCUACAUCGCUGUCAGUAUCCUCCUGGCGUACGAGGGCCAGCUCUACUCCCUGCUCAUCACAGGUCACACUGUGGAGCUAGGGAAGGCUCUGAGUGCCUCUGCUAAACCAUACAGAGUAGUGCCGGUCAUCAACAUCCUUCUGUAUCUCUUGAGUGUGGGCUGGCUCCAGGCAGGCUGGUCCGCCCUGUCCCUGCCUCCGCUGGACGUGCCCCCCCUCAGUGAGGAGGGGGGUGACUGGUCCCCGCUGGUGUCUCUACUUCUCUUCAUGUUCGGCUCUGCAAUCGCCUACUGGGGCAGCGCUCUGCUGGGCCUGGCACUGAGCCUGCUGUCCGUCCCACUGUCAGCUAUCCACAGACCGUCCACUUCUCCGAGUAGCGGCAAGCUGGGCUCACGCGGUCAGAUAAGUCUUAUGGUCUUCCUGGUGGUCAUCUGCAGGACAACCUGUGGAGCCCUGGCCCUGAUAAUCACCUAUCUUAUCUACCUGUACAAGGUUUUGAGGCUGCAGAUGUCAGAGAGAACACUGAAACAUGUGCUCAACCUGGGCCCGAGGCAGUCUCCGAGCAGAGCCGCAGGUCCAGGGGUCUGUGUGAAGGAGGGAGGUGGGGGGGCGGUGGAGGCCCCAGGGCCCCAGGAGCCAGCGGUCAGCUGUAACAGCAGUGGUCUGGUCUCUGUCUCCAUGUUGGAGGACACCAGCGAGGACCUGUACCUGCACCUGACUCUGCUCACCCUGCUCACCCUGCCUGUGCUGCUGAGUGCACCCUCCUUCAUCUACUGGACGAAGAACCUCAGGUAUAGCCUGCGCCUCGACCCUGACCCCUGCUGGCCAGUGGCCAUUGUCCUGGUCAUUUCUGCAGUGCUGCUUAUGAGCUCCAGCACAGCUUCAAUACGAACUAGUAAACUGUUGAAGGUCAGCGCCAGGCUGCAGCUUCCUGUGUCUAUCGCCAUGGUGGCAUUCGCUCUGCUGCACCUCUACAGAGUGUCUCACUUCAUUGCCCUCACCCUGAGUCUGCACGCACUCAGCUGCUUGAUAUAGCUCCUUUAAAAAAAAAAAAACAGUCCGCCAUUGUGUGUGCAGCCCUCUUCAAGAAGCCUGUGCAGGUCCACAGCGCAAAUGCUCCAACGCAACCCUUUUCACAUUUACUCUGAUGUGCAGAGUUAUGCAGAGAAACGUAUCUGCUCACGCCUUUAUCAGUGGAAUAUUUAAAUGUGUUUUAGAAGUUAGGGAUGAAUUAACUACAAGAACGAGAAGAAACUGAAUAUUUCUCACUCAUGGUUGGCUUAACUGUCUACAAGAAACAACAUAACAGUGAAGGCAUUAGCCAAAACGUUUGUCUGAGUUUCCUAUUGCUUUGCUUACAUUUCCAUCUACCUACCAUGCACAUGCUCCUGUCUGCCUAUGGUUGGGUUCACUUUAGGAAGAUGGUGUUCAGUGAACACUGUAGCCCAUUGCUUUAUCCACUGAGCUGCCUUCCACACAGCAGCCCAGUGCUGUAACAACCCAAUCAAGCUGCAGUAUCUUCCAUGCUCCGGUCCAGCACUCUAACCAAUGAGCUAUUUGAUGAAGCUACCUACAAAAUCCCCACCCACCACCUCAAAAAAGAACUAUUUAAAAUGAAGUGCACUUUAUUUGAAUGUGUGGUGCUUCACUCGCUCCACUUUCAGCCUUGUGUUAGAUUUGUUGAGUGAGACCAAACUGCACCGAAAGCACUUAGUGGAAUCAUUUGUACUCAUUUUUGCAAGCCAUAACUAGAAUAAAAAAACUGAUUCUCUGGAUGUAAAAAUAAAACCUGUUGAGCUCUCUGCAGUGUUUGAAAUCCUGACAGGAGAAGGCAUUGCACAAAGAAACAAGAGUGUUGCGCAGACUUUUACAUAACGUUACAGUUCUGCUCUUUGGACACAAUACAGUUGUGAGAGGAUUGUUUUGUAUGUUGUAUCUCCUCAGCUGUAUGAAGAAUCAUUGAAUAUCUUUGUGAAACGGAAGGAUCAUGUACAGUGCAUUGUGAUCCUCAUUUUGCCUUACACUGUGUGUCAAAUGCAAAAAAAAUUCACAAAAUGUUUAGCCCUAGAAAAAGGUCUUAACCCUUUAGGGUACAAAGCACAUAAGUGUCCCACAAAUAAAACAAUGCAAAUGUUCUUCUUUUUGCAAUGAGGUGCACAAAACGGUUUAAAAUGUACUGACAGGUUGGAUCAGUGAGUUUUCUUGUGAUAGUUGAGUCACUUUCAAAUGUAUUUUAAGAAGAAAACCCUUUUAGUAACUGCUCAAUUCCUUGUGUAUCCUAUGGGUUCAUAAAUUUGAUUCUUAUAUUGAGCCUAGCACCAAAUAUGCCAAAUUAAAAAAGGGUUGUCUUGGGAAUUACCUCCCCACUAAUGUUUUGUGAUAUUCCACCAUCGCAUUAUAACUAAGUUUUUAGAUCUAGGAUUUGAAUUAUUUUUGUAGACCUGUUUUGUAUUUUUAUUGUGUGUGUGUGUGUGCAUAUAUAUAU
Messenger RNA from Polyodon spathula (Mississippi paddlefish), 4403 nucleotides. RefSeq names its product GPI inositol-deacylase-like. Gene Ontology annotation, cellular component: endoplasmic reticulum. Bases 131 to 2953 code for a protein of 940 amino acids. Gene Ontology annotation, molecular function: phosphatidylinositol deacylase activity. NCBI's taxonomy places the organism in Eukaryota, Metazoa, Chordata, Actinopteri, Acipenseriformes, Polyodontidae. The record is from RefSeq and is a predicted model, not a curated record. Gene Ontology annotation, biological process: GPI anchor metabolic process; endoplasmic reticulum to Golgi vesicle-mediated transport. The transcript has 27 exons.